This is a messenger RNA of Xyrauchen texanus (razorback sucker), 4473 nucleotides long. RefSeq names its product kelch-like protein 24. The record is from RefSeq and is a predicted model, not a curated record. Gene Ontology annotation, molecular function: protein binding. Lineage: Eukaryota; Metazoa; Chordata; Actinopteri; Cypriniformes; Catostomidae.
GAAAUAAAGCGUCCAGGCGGACCGUUUUUUCCAGCAGAUCUUUUUUUGGCUCUGUCUUGGGAUUGAGAUGACAACCAAAGGGUAGACGUGGAGAGAUUUUCUGAAUUUGUUAUUUUUUAUUAUAAUAUUAUUUUUUAUUUACGCACUCACGCGACUUCCACAACAAAGUCUUUGCUUUAUAAACAAAAGAGGCGCCAUUUCCUUCUAUUGUUGACAGGGCCUUGGGCCUCACUGGUUUGAUCGCAAUGGUACUUAUUCUGGGCAGAAGAAUGAACCGGGAGGACCCUGGAGUCCGUGAGGCUCCAGCGGUCAAGCGAAAGGUUCUGGAGAUGGACAACAAGCCCCUCAGUAGUCAUGAUGUAUUUGAUUUCUCCUCCGGCCCGUGCCACUCAGAAAGCAUCCUGCAGAUGUUUAACGAGUUCCGUGACAGCCGUCUGUUCACCGAUGUGGUCAUCAGCGUAGAGGGCCGCGAGUUCCCUUGUCACCGUGCUGUGUUGUCAUCUUGCAGCAGCUACUUCCGUGCCAUGUUCUGCAACGACCACCGCGAGAGCCGUGAGAUGCUGGUUGAGAUCAAUGGCAUCCGUGCUGAAGCCAUGGACACCUUCCUGCAGUACGUCUACACCGGACGUGCCCGCAUCACCACAGAGAACGUGCAGUUCCUCUUUGAAACAUCCUGCCUCUUCCAGAUCGGCACUCUGAGGGAUGCCUGUGCCAAGUUCUUGGAAGAUCAACUUGAUCCUUGCAACUGCCUGGGCAUCCAGCGUUUCGCCGAAGCGCAUUCACUCAAGCAACUGGCCAGCCGCUGUCAUUCAUAUGCACUGCAGAGCUUCGCCGAUGUGGCCCAGCAUGAGGAAUUCCUGGACUUGCAUAAGGAAGAGCUGGAGGAGUACAUCGGCAGUGACGAGCUGAUUAUUGUAAAGGAGGAAACUGUUUUUGAAGCAGUGAUGCGUUGGGUGUACUAUAACGUGGACCACCGCAAAAUCGUACUGAGGGAUCUGCUCACCCACAUUCGCCUGCCUCUGCUGCACCCAAAUUAUUUCGUGCAGACUGUAGAGGGUGACCAGUUGAUCCAAAAUGCACCAGAGUGCUAUCAGCUUCUGCACGAGGCCAGACGCUAUCAUGUGUUGGGCAAUGAGAUGAUGUCACCCAGAACCCGUCCACGCAGGUCUACUGGAUUCUCUGAGGUCAUUGUGGUAGUUGGAGGGUGUGAGAGGAUGGGUGGUUUCAACCUGCCAUACACCGAAUGCUAUGAUCCCAUUACCGGUGAAUGGAAGUCCUUAGCCAAACUUCCAGAGUUUACAAAGUCAGAGUAUGCUGUGUGUGCUCUCAGGAACGACAUUCUGGUCUCAGGGGGGAGAAUCAACAGCAGAGAUGUGUGGAUGUACAACUCCCAGCUCAACAUCUGGAUCAGGGUUGCCUCCUUGAACAAGGGACGCUGGAGACACAAAAUGUCCGUCUUGCUUGGAAAGGUGUAUGCCGUUGGUGGAUAUGACGGUCAGUCACGACUCAGCAGUGUUGAGUGCUACGACUCUUUCUCAAACCGCUGGACAGAGGUGGCUCCUAUGAAGGAGGCAGUCAGCUCGCCUGCCGUCGCCAGCUGCGUCAACAAACUGUUUGUGAUAGGAGGAGGACCUGACGACAACACAUGCUCAGAUAAGGUACAAUGCUAUGACCCUGAGUCCGACACCUGGUUGCUAAGAGCCAGCAUCCCCAUCGCUAAGCGAUGCAUCACAGCUGUAUCACUGAACAAUCUCAUCUAUGUUUCUGGAGGAUUGACCAAAUCCAUCUACUGCUAUGACCCCACUGAAGAUUACUGGAUGCAUGUGGUUCACACGUUCAGCAAACAGGAAAGCUGUGGUAUGUCAGUAUGUAAUGGUAAAAUCUAUAUCCUGGGAGGGCGUGGUGAAAACGGAGAGGCGUCAGACACAAUCCUGUGCUAUGACCCGGCCACUGGCAUUAACGGCGUGGCCGCCAUGCCCCGCCCCAUUUCUUACCAUGGUUGCGUCACCAUCCACCGCUACAAUGAGAAGUUCUACCAUUCAUGACACUACAAAAAGAUUAACUGAGCCUUAUUAUAGAUAAGGUCACAAUAUGAUAGAUAUACUGUGUGUCCCAUCCCCUCUCAGUUCACAAGCCUCAAGUUAAUGAAGACCAGUCAGUUACACCCAGAAAUACACAUUUUAUUAUAGUAUAAAAAGUUCAUACACCGCUAUUAAAGACGCACCAGUCCAUUUGACGUAAAGGUAAAAAGUAUGUAAUUUCUGGAAUUGCAAAAAUUAUGUCUUUUAAAAGGGGUUUUACCAAACACUCCUGUCUUAAAAACAGAUUGUACCACCCCAAACUCACACAUUGGUUUAGCCAGUGUCUCUGUGAAGGACUGGUAGAGAUGCUCAAAUAAACGGAGCAAUGUUUGUAAAGUGCCACAGAGACGGUGUUUAAAUGGUUGAGGAGUCAACCUCGAAUGGCUUACAUGCUGUUGCCUCUGCAUAUUUUACUGCAAUUAUAAAUUAUUUUAACAUCAAAAUACAAAAGAAAUGACACACUUCCCCUUUAACUGUUUUACAUUCUACCAACGUGAUGUUCAAAUAUAAAGGAUCUGUUUGACAAUAUCACACAGAUAAUGUACAGAUUUGCAUACUUCCAUAUCCAUUACCCAAAUACUCCCAAAGUUGACUGACAACUGAUUGGCUGACAUUUCUUUGGUUCUUUUGUCUCAGAUUUCUCUGUCUGUGAUCUGGGUCACUCCUCUUCCCUUCAUCCCCGGGGUUUGGCAAAUGCCCUCAUUUGGGCUCCAUUUAUUGCAUUAUUAUUGUAUUUUCUUCUAUUGUAUUUUAUUGACUGUGUAUGGUGUAAGUUGUUGUUUUUGAGUGGGUGAAUGGUGUAAUUAUUUGUGACCGGUGGACAGAGUGUUUCAUUGUGAUGGACUCUGUGUAUUUGUGUGUAUAUAUGUGUGAGGGAGUGCGAGACGAUGAUGGUUAAAUACAGAAUAUGAUCUCCAUACGGGAACCACUUUAUGUUGAGCUUCCAUGUGUUAUGGUGUUGUGUCCAAUGGGAUAUACGGUAAACAGAAUUCCAUCAGGCACCAAACCGUAUGUCUAAUCUAAUAGUCUUUCUUAUAAUAUUGCUUUAUGUAUGCAUGUUUUAUUUGGGUGAUUAUCUUGUAGUAUUCAUUGUGGCUAUUAUGACAUUUACCAAAACAAAUGCCACUAUAAGAACUAGUAUGUGUCUGAUAAGGUUUUAUUAAUAGUAAUUGCAUCCAUAUGGAACAUGAGCUGGCAAUUGGACUCCAAUUGAAUCCCAGUUAGUAUUUGGUUAUGAUUUUGCUGCCACAAGGGUGGCAAGACUUAUCCAUUAUACAUUGCAUGUGAAAAACUUGCCUUCGCAUAUGGGAUAUGAUUCAGGUAAUAGAGGCAGUGAGGUCAGGCCCUUGUUUAUAAGUGAAUCAUUUAUGUGCUUAAAUUCUUUUUUUUAUUAUUUAUUCUUAUUAGUAGAAUUCUGAAAGCCCCAACCAUGCACUUAAAUCUUUCUUCAAUAUUUCUCAGCAUACCGGAUGUAAAUAUGAGUUUGAUCCCUCUUGAGGUUUACUGUAUCAGUAAGUGUUUGCAGUGGUGAUAUACCAGGCCAAAUGGCUAGUUCACAACAAAACAUUUCUGUUUUUCUUAUAACGAUAAACUUUGUUUAGAUCCUCAGUGUUUGUGCACACAGAGUGGGGUAGAGAAAAUGAUGUAGCAGCAAAAGAGUGUGUGUGUGUGCGCUUGUCUGUGUGUGGAUUACGUAUGCCUGAUACCAUUUUUUGUAUUUGUCAUCUGCAAGACCACAAAACAAAACAUACACAUUGUUUGUUUUAGAUAAUCUGCAUGGAAACUGUAUAACUGAAAGAAAGCACUCCACACACAGAUACUGCAAUGCAACAUGAGUUUUUGGUGUGUAGUUUGACUAUUAUAAAUGAAUGUAUGGAGUUGUGGAUGUGAGCUUCUAAGUGUCUUUUGCGUGAGUUUGAGGCUUUCAGAUGCUGAAAGAACAAUUUUCAGACCAUUUUUAGUGGGAAAAGCCAUAGAAAGAAUGAGUGUUUUUAAAUUGUAAAUAUCUGUCUCUCUAUUUGAAACAGUCCUUGUACAAUUUAUGGGAUUUAGUUAGCUGUGCAUGUUAAACAGUUUAACUCAUAUACUGUAAGCCAAACAAUACCCAUUGUUAUGAUAUGGAUGUGCCUUUAGAACAGAUUCCAGUUACAGUUUUGAGGAAAGUGCUAAAAGAAUACUGUUUAGUGAUUGUGGUGGAAUAAUAGACUCUUGACAACUAGCAAGAGAUAUUUGAAUGGAUCUUUCUGUUAUUUCAGUGCAAUAUUGUGAGAGAUGUGUCAUCGUUUUAUAUGUGUAAUACUGUCACUUAAAAUCCCUUGCUGUUCUGAGUAAUUGAAAUGCACAAGAGCUUAAUAUGGUGUAUGCAUUUGUUUUCUCAAUAAAGCUAUAUUAC